AUGAAAUUCUCCACCGUCUCUGCCAUUCUUUUUGCCCAGGGCAUCGCCGCCAUGCCUUGGUCAACUGUGAAGACCACCCAGUCCAACAGUGGGGAGAUCACUCUCCGAAUCCAAGUUGCUGGAGCUUCCUCCCCCAGACUUGGUCACUUCGCCAAGCCCAAGGGUUCCAUCGACCCCAAGCACUACCCCAUCUGCCUAGCUGUUUGCUGGAGCGAUGAGAACCGAUGCCCUGAAGGCUGGCGCGCUGUCAAUAAUGGUAAUGACCAGGACCCUUGCUGGACUUGCUGUCAUAAUGGCGAGGACAAUGAUCUUUAA
This is a messenger RNA of Fusarium sp. VM40, 315 nucleotides long. Lineage: Eukaryota; Fungi; Ascomycota; Sordariomycetes; Hypocreales; Nectriaceae. The record is from the annotation of a GenBank genome assembly.